This is a messenger RNA of Mucor mucedo, 1281 nucleotides long. Its product is annotated as pyridoxal phosphate-dependent transferase. The transcript has 5 exons. Bases 1 to 1281 code for a protein of 426 amino acids. Gene Ontology annotation, biological process: biosynthetic process. Lineage: Eukaryota; Fungi; Mucoromycota; Mucoromycetes; Mucorales; Mucoraceae. The record is from RefSeq and is a predicted model, not a curated record. Gene Ontology annotation, molecular function: pyridoxal phosphate binding; transaminase activity.
AUGGAUUAUCAAAGAUUUAUUAGUGAGCGUAGUAAGGCAAGAAAGCCUUCAGCAAUUCGUGCUAUUUCCCCUUACCUUCAUCAAAAGGGCAUGAUUUCGUUGGGUGCUGGCCAACCUAAUCCAUCUACCUUCCCCUUUGCAGGCAUGACCAUCACGCUUAAAACAGGCGAAAAAAUUGAAAUCGACGAUGAACUAUUUAGCCGCUCUCUGUCUUAUGAUUUGACCCCUGGGUUACCCCAUUUGAACGACUGGUUACGUGAAUUACAAAAUAUCGAACACAAACCUCCGGUGGAUUUUGAUCUUUCGAUUGGUUCUGGUUCUCAGGAUCUUCUAACAAAGGCAUUUGAUAUGCUGAUGAACGAUGGUGACUCCAUGUUGAUCGAAAAUCCUACAUAUACUGGCUGUCUUUCUUUUCUUAAAACGCUUCAAUGCGAUCUUGCCGAUGUGGCUACUGACGCUUAUGGUAUUGUACCCGAAGCAUUAGAAAAUAUGCUUGCCAACUGGCCCGAGACAAAUCCUAGCGGUAAGAAGGAUCAACCUCGACCCCGCUGUCUGUACACGAUCCCCAGUGGUGGUAAUCCUACAGGCGCUACUGCCACUCUGGAUCGAAAGCAAGCCGUAUAUAACAUUUGCCACAAAUACGAUGUCUUAAUUAUCGAAGAUGAUGCGUAUUAUUAUUUACAAUAUGGAUCUGAGCGUAUACCAUCUUACUUGUCACUGGAUUUAGAUGGUCGUGUCCUUCGUUGUGAUAGUAUGAGCAAAAUUCUUUCUGCUGGUCUACGAAUCGGCUGGAUUACAGGCCCUAAAGUUUUGUUAGAUCGUAUAAAUAUGCAUACAAUGGUAACAAAUUUACAACCUUCUGGGGUUCCACAAGUGAUGGCAUAUCAGCUUUUGGAUAAAUGGGGACAUGCUGGCUUUUUUGAUCAUGUGGACGAAGUAGCUUCCUUCUACCGUCAGAAACGUGAUGAGUUUGUAGAGUGUUUAGAUCGCAGAAUGAAGGGUAGAGCAGAGUGGGUAGUUCCCAAUGCUGGUAUGUUUGUCUGGCUUCGUUUGCUGGGCGGCAUUACGGACUCUUAUGAUUUGGUUAUGACAAAAGCAUUAAAGGAAAAUGUCCUUGCAAUCCCCGGUGUAGCAUUUAUGCCCCAAGGAGGAAAGACAGAAUAUGUUCGUGUUUCAUUCAGUAAUGUCUCAAAAGAUAAUAUGGAUGAAGCUCUUCGUAGAUUAGCCUCAGUUGUAGAUCAAGAAGCACUGAUUAACGGCGCUCCUAUUCAAUCCGUUUAA